AUAAUUUGUAGGCCACACUCCAGGAAGUGGUCGUCCGGCCAACGGAAGACAAAAGAAACUUCUUGCAUCUGACACUGACACAUCAAUUCACGCACACCACACUUACUCACACUUCCUGCUUAGAAAUCCCACCCUUUCUACUCCACAGGCACUCACAAGAAUCUGCAGUUGAGCAGAAUUUGAAACCAAGUAAUGGGCCAGAAAGAAGCAGAGUUGGAGAGGGCCGACGGCGGUGUGGUGGUGGUGAAACCGAAGCCGAAAAAGGGUCUAGCGUCGAAGGUCAUAGACUGGUUAGAAUGGACAUUUGUGAAGCUUAUGCAUGAUCCUAAGCAACCCAAUCAUUAUCUCUCCGGCAACUUUGCCCCCGUUGAUGAGACUCCUCCUCUCACCGACCUUCCGGUUAAAGGACAUCUCCCAGAGUGCCUCAAUGGUGAAUUUGUGAGAGUGGGUUCCAAUCCGAAGUUUGCUCCAGUUGCUGGAUAUCAUUGGUUUGAUGGAGAUGGAAUGAUUCAUGGCUUGCGCAUCAAAGAUGGAAAGGCAACAUAUGUAUCCCGCUUUGUGAAGACAUCACGUCUUAAACAAGAAGAGCUUUAUGGGGGACCAAAAUUUAUGAAGUUUGGUGACAUGAAAGGAAUAUUCGGCCUUAUCAUGGUUAACAUGCACAUGCUAAGAACAAAACUCAAAGUACUGGAUGCUUCCUAUGGAUUUGGUACAGCUAAUACAGCAAUAGUGUACCACCAUGGAAAGCUUAUGGCGCUCCAUGAGGGAGAUAAACCAUAUGCCAUAAAAGUUUUGGAAGAUGGAGAUCUGCAAACCAUUGGCAUGCUGGAUUAUGACAAAAGACUGGCACAUACUUUCACUGCUCAUCCUAAGGUCGACCCGUUCACUGGGGAGAUGUUUACCUUUGGCUAUUCACAGACACCACCAUAUGUCACAUACAGAGUCAUAUCAAAGGAAGGCGUGAUGGAGGAUCCAGUCCCAAUAACAAUAGCAGACCCUGUCAUGAUGCAUGAUUUUGCCGUUACUGAAAAUUAUGCUAUUUUUAUGGAUCUACCGUUAUACUUCAGGCCGAAGGAGAUGGUAAAGGAAAAGAAGUUGAUGUUCACUUUUGAUCCUACUAAGAAAGCUCGUUUUGGAGUCCUUCCUCGGUAUGCAAAAAAUGAGCUCCUGAUAAGGUGGUUUGAGCUUCCAAAUUGCUUCAUAUUCCAUAAUGCCAAUGCUUGGGAGGAAGGAGAUGAAGUUGUUCUGAUCACUUGUCGACUUCAAAAUCCUGAUCUUGACAUGUUUAGUAGCUCCGUGAAAGAAUUCACAAAUGAACUGUAUGAGAUGAGAUUCAACCUAAAAAAUGGUCUGGCUUCGCAGAAAAGAUUGUCUGUGUCAGCUGUAGAUUUUCCCAGGGUGAACGAGAACUACACUGGCAGGAACCAACAUUAUGUAUAUGGAACGAUACUGGGAAGUACUGCUAAGGUGACUGGAAUCAUCAAAUUUGAUUUACAUGCUGAACCAGAGACUGGAAAGGAAAAGCUUGAAGUUGGGGGAAAUAUCACCGGCAUCUUUGAUCUGGGACCUGGAAAAUUUGGAUCAGAAGCUGUCUUUGUUCCCAGGCAGCCUGGUACUGCAUCUGAUGAAGAUGAUGGCUACUUGAUUUUCUUUGUACAUGAUGAGAACACUGGAAAGUCAGCAGUGAAUGUGAUUGAUGCAAAAACAAUGUCAGCUGAUCCUGUUGCUGUAGUUGAACUACCCAAAAGAGUUCCAUAUGGUUUCCAUGCCUUGUUUGUGACCGAGGAACAACUUCAAGAACAAGCAAAGCUGUGAUAAUGUUGUGAUGAUCCCAUGCACUUGCAAAAAGAUACAUACGGGCUGAAUUUACUCAAAUUAUCGUGUGUAGUGUGUACUAAUACAUGUUAUAUAUUUCCCCAACCUCCUCUUCUUCCAACUCCUGCAUUUCUUAUUUAAUUCAAAUUUUUAAUUUUUAAGUUUUCUAUUUAA
Molecule: messenger RNA, 1989 nt
Organism: Sesamum indicum (sesame)
Lineage: Eukaryota; Viridiplantae; Streptophyta; Magnoliopsida; Lamiales; Pedaliaceae
Product: carotenoid 9,10(9',10')-cleavage dioxygenase 1
Biological process (GO): carotene catabolic process
Cellular component (GO): chloroplast stroma
Molecular function (GO): carotenoid dioxygenase activity
Source: RefSeq, a predicted model, not a curated record